This is a messenger RNA of Coregonus sp. 'balchen', 13618 nucleotides long. NCBI's taxonomy places the organism in Eukaryota, Metazoa, Chordata, Actinopteri, Salmoniformes, Salmonidae. The record is from the annotation of a GenBank genome assembly.
CUGCACAUAGCCAGCCCACAACAGAUGCCACACACGCAUUGUUGUUCAGAGAGCUCUGGUUUUAGCACAUUGUUUUAACUAUUCAUGGUUUUAUUUUCUUGGUUUUAUCUAAUCGAAUUUUGUAUUUUAGUCUAUCACGCUCACACUUCAAAUGCCAGCCAAUACCUCCUUGGCUCUGCCGGUGGAUGUCAGGAAAAGGUAACGUUACAAGCUAGCUAGCGCAAAUGUAAUGUUGCAGUGCUGUCAUGUUCGGCUAGCUAGCAGCGCACUGAAUUCAGUUUACCCUUUGUCCUGUCAAAUAAGCACACAUGCAUGACAUUGGGUAAUUAUUAUUCUCACCGCAUCACACGAUCCACCAUUACAUGCGUGGUGAUAUGUGGCUCGUGCACAAUACUGCACAUCUAUUUUGCCACGCUGAAACCGCUCAGCUAACUGGAUAACUAGUUAGCAUCUUCCACACAGUUUGCCUAUGCAAUGUCUAGUUAGCUGUACCAACAUUGCGCCGUGCGUUGAGCUGGGAAUAGAUUUGGCGCCAAAUAAUACAUUAUGGCUCAUGUCAGCUGUUGCCUCUCACUUCAAUAUUGGAUGCAUGCAUGUUUUUAUUUCAUAGUUAGCUAAAUAAUGAUAACAUUCGCGUUAUCGCUCAGAAAUUGUUAGCUAGCUAGCUAUCAUCUAACAUUUCGCAAGUAGUCGCUAGCCGUUUUGAGUUGCUAUCUACAUCGUCUGUUUACAGCAUAACGUUACACUAGCUAUACUUGCUAGCUGGCUUAUCUUAUUCGAUGCUUGGUACAGUAACGUUAGCUAGGUUAGGAAUUCACAAUCAAGUCAGGUUCACAUGUCCAGUUAACGUUAAUUAGCUAGAAAGCUUUAGCAUUUAGCGUUAGCCACCUGCCAACCAGUUGUGCCAUGCUGACAUAUUAGAUUUGACUAUGUUCUGUUUAGGUCAUUGUAGCAAGUGGGUGACACUUUUGUUGUGUUACAGGCUGCAGGUGUUGGAAAAAGAUGAAGAUGGGAUCUCAGAUGAGGUGAGUGACCUGAACUACUAAGUUGGACAUCUGGUUUCCUUUUGUUACGGUUGCUGAAUACUUAUUUACGUUUUCUACAAUGUUAUUUCGUCGUUGACUGAUGCCCAGAAAGCCGAUCAUGAAUAUCCUUUUGUCAAGUUUUAUUAGUCUUAUGUACAAGAUACACAUGGUAUAUACAUCGUCCAACGAAAUGCUUACUUGCAGGGUCCUUCUCGACAAUGCAACAAUAAAAAAGAAUACAAGAGAAAGUAAAUGGCUCAGACUAGAAUAAACGUUUUAGCAUAAGGAUAAUACAAGAAUGCACUAUUUAUAGUCCAAUAUUUACACAUGUUUUGGGGAAGGGGGGGGCAAGUGUUUAAAUUGUGCAUUAUUUAGCAGAAGUGUAGCAUCUGUGGAUGAGUGUAUAUCUGUGUGUGAGUGCAUAUGUGCGCAGCGAGCCGGUUAAUGUUCAGCAGUCUGAUGGCUUGUAGCUAGAAACUGUCUCAGCCUAUUGGUAUCAGACCUCAUGCUCCGAUAGUCUUCCUGACGGUAAGCGAGUGAACAGCUUGUGGCUAAGCACUUUCAAUAACUUAGAUGGGGUAGAACCUUCCAAAGCAUGUCUUAAACCAGUUUAUUUUCCUCAUAGGACCGUGUCAACGAAAAGUUGAAGUUGGUGCAGGACUUCCUGCAUGCGGAUGCCCAGGACCAGCUCAGCAGCCUGAAAGCCAAGAUGAAAAGUUCAGAGAUCUCAAUGGUGAGUUGUGGAUGCAUCCUGCAAUCUAACUAAUCCACUGCCUCCUCACUCUGGCUCAUCACUCACUCCAUAGAGUCUUUGGGUUUGUCCUAAAUGGCAUCUUAUUUCCUAUAUAGUGCAGUUCUUUUGACCAGGGCCUGCAUGUUCCCCUCAGGAUGGCUACCUCUCUAAGGUGAAGGCCCUAUUGGGACGUGAGCUGUGUGUGGAGAAUGGCUCACAUGGUGAUGUGGAGCAAAACUGCAAGAAUGGCAAAACAAAUGGCUCUGCAGCAAAUGGCGACUCUCACAAGGAAGAGGAUGAUGAGGGAAACCACAGACACCCAAGAGGCUGAUGCCAUGAAGUCUCCUUCAGCCCCCAAAGGCAAGGGAGGGACGGAAGAGCAAGUCAGACUCUGAGCCUAAGAGUGAGUAGGAGUGGCUGGGAACAUCAAAUGUCUCCCUGGAUUAAUCUAUACAGUAUCCCUUUUCUGUGACGUCUCAUGCUCAAAGAUUUGUUCAGAUGUCCAUCUCCUAAUUGUUUGACCAAGCAACUUGUAAAACACCACACACAUUUUAGAGAAGACUGUACAUUUUGGGAAAUGACCAAGUGUUGAGGCACUUGGAUGCAUGUGAAAUCGAUUCCCAAUCCUUAAAUAAUGCAACAUUGUUUCUUUACAUUUGUCCAGAAUCUCCUGGUUCCAGGGUCACAAGAAACUCUGCCUCUGGGAAACAACCCACCAUCUUAUCAAUGUUCUCCAAAGUGUGAGUAGGAACUCUACUCCCCUGCACUAGAUUAAUCUAUGUUGCUUCCCUUAAUCUUUCAAGUUCUUAUGCAUUCUGCUCAUAAGUAAACUUUCCCCCUUGCUCCGUUGUAGUCAGAAGCGCAAGUCUGAUGAGGUGAAUGGAGAGGCUACAAAUGGAGAAGAGAAAGUGGAGCGGGACACAGAGGAAGAGGAGGUGAGGUGAUCUUAUUGUGUGGCACCUGUCACUCAGACGUCAUGUGAUUUACUCUUAUUGAUCAAUGCACCACCUAAUCAGUCCUUUCUGUUGUAGACACGGGAAGAGAAGCGUUUUAAAGUGGAGCCAGACAAUAAGUAAGACCUUUCACCUUUUAACCCCCUCCCGUCAAUUGGCCACACCCUUCCUCCAAUUUGCAUUGACUGUCUCCAUCCUCUAUUCUCCUCUCAGGUCAGUUGCAGAGGACGCCACUAGUGAGAAAUGAAACCAGUGGCUGCAGCUAAGGUGAGGCCCAUUCCUGCACUCAAGCUGUUAUAUCAUUUUGGUGCCGAGUUGCCAUGUCAGUAUCACUGAUGCUCGUCUCCUGUUUCAGACUCCACCCCCUAAAUGUCCAGACUGCAGGCAGUAUCUAGAUGACUCGGACCUCAAGUUAUUUCAGGGAGAUCCUGAUAAUGCGGUGAGAAACUCGAGGGUGUAAUACUAAAAGUGUGUAAGGUGACAUUUUUAACGCGUCAUUAGGGCCAACUGGAUAUUUGCUGAAUGAUUUGCACAAAAUAGGAUUUUAUAGAGUAAAACAAUAUGGAUCUAUUCUAGUUUGGUUAUUGUUUCAUUGAUUUGUUCUACCAGUCAAUGUGAGUCUUCUUACUUAUGUUGUAUACUUACAGCUGGAUGAGCCAGAAAUGUUAACAGACGAGCGCCUCUCUCUGUUUGACUCCAAUGAAGACGGCUUUGAGAACUACGAAGAACUACCCCAGCACAAGAUUACCAAUUUCUGGUGAGUGGUCCCUUCCUGCUGUCCCUUCAAAAUUGUAUAUAGCAUCAGCCUUUUAGUGCAUGUUCUUUGCUGUCAUCUUGGUGAAAGUGAAGUGUUUUUUUUGUUGCAGUGUUUAUGACAAGCGUGGCCACCUGUGUCCAUUUGACUCUGGUCUCAUUGAGAAGAACGUUGAGCUGUACUUCAGCUGUGCAGUCAAGCCCAUCUAUGAUGACAACCCCUGCAUGGAUGGUAUGGCCCUGAGGCCCUGACCUUUUUCACAGGAACACUGUUUAUAUACUUCACAUGUAUUCAUCCAACCAUUGUAAAGCAACUGUCUUUACUAAACAAUUUUGUGAGAUAUACUUGAGUGGUGUACCUAUGCCGAACUACUGUACUGCUGUUCUUCUAGGUGGGGUUCCUGCCAAAAAGCUUGGUCCCAUCAACGCCUGGUGGAUCACUGGUUUUGAUGGAGGGGAGAAGGCCUUAAUUGGAUUCACUACAGGUAAUCUCAUCAAGAUCUUCCUUUAGGUUUAAGUGGAUUGAACUUUAAAACAUUAGCCUAAUGCCUAUACUCAUGGUGUAUAUAAUGACUCUGACCUCUAACCCAUGACUUCUUCCCCAUCUCCAGCCUUUGCUGACUACAUCCUGAUGGAUCCCAGGGAUGAGUACGCCCCCAUCUUUGCUGUGAUGCAGGAGAAGAUCUACAUGAGCAAGAUGGUGGUGGAGUUCCUGCAGAAGAACCCUGACGUCAGCUAUGAGGACCUCCUCAACAAGAUCGAGGUGAAACACUAACAAGAACAUUUGGUGUAGACUCUUGACCAGGGUUGUGUUCAUUAGUGCAAAAUGUUUCAAAGUUAUGCAACAAUUAAAGUUUCUUAUUGGAUAAGUGCAGGUAGUUCUUUUUCUGUUUGGUGCCUAAUGAACAUGGCCCAAAUCUUCAUGCACCACAUGGCAACAUCAGCUGACUUGACUGACCACCUCUCCUUUUUGCCCCUCAGACCACAGUGCCUCCUGCUGGGCUGAACUUCAACCGCUUCACAGAGGAUACACUGCUGCGCCACGCCCAGUUUGUGGUGGAGCAGGUGGAGAGCUACGACGAGGCCGGGGACUCUGACGAGCAGCCCAUCAUCGUCACCCCCUGCAUGAGGGACCUGAUUAAGCUGGCUGGGGUCACCCUGGGAAAGAGGUAGUGAUAGGACCUGGUACUGUCUGAUGUUGCAACACUAGACUGGCCGUUAUGAGCGCAACCCCCCCCCCCCCCCCCCCCCCCCCCCCCCCCCUGUCCUUCCCCUGUAGUGCUGUCUGCUUGUCACUAGUAAGUGUGGCUGGAAGAGAGUCAACUCUCUCAGCAUGAAGUUAAAAUUGCAGUGUCAGUCAAUAGCUGGAUUGAAGGUGCGAUUCAGUCUUAAUUGGCUGUGGUUAUUUGAUGUUCAAACCAUAAAGCUAAAGGUCCAGCCACCAGAGCUGUGUAUGUUCCCAUGCUGAUUUGUGUUGUGGGACAGUAAGGGGCAAUGUUUGUCUCACUGCUGCUCGUUCCCUCUGAUCCCCGGUGUUUAACACUCCUCUUGACAUUCCCUAAUGCAGCAUGCUGUUGUACUGGUAGGUAUUCUACAGCCCUUCGGUCUGACUAUAUCCUUGGCUUGUUUGUUGGUGUGCAUUGCAACAAUUUGUCAUGGAUCAAUUUGGUGAACCUUAAAGCUCAUCCCAAUUUGAUGUCUGGUGUUUGUUUGUCAUAAAAAAAUACAUCUACUGCAUGGCUUCUAAAAGCACGGCUGCUUUGGUUGUCAAGAGCUUGAACACCGCAUUACUAACAGUAUUUAUUAUAAUAAUCAAAUGCAUUAGCACUAAACACCCAACCACCUGCUUCUUUCCCUUAAUAGGAGAGCUGCUAGAAGACAGGCCAUCCGCCAUCCCACCAAGAUUGAGAAGGACAGCAAAGGAGGGCCCACUAGAGCGACUACCACCAAGCUGGUGUACAAGAUCUUUGACACUUUCUUCUCUGACCAGAUUGAUCAGAAUGAGAAGGAUGGAGGAAUCAAACGCCAGCGCUGUGGGUGUCUGUGAGGUGCGUUACUAAGUGCCAAUCUGAAUACAGUUGAGCCAAGGCUUGGAGGGAGCCUUUUAUUUAAUUGCCCUUUGAGUAAGCGCAAACAUUCUGCUAAGCAAACUAGCUAAACCUUUAUGCAACUAAUUGGAAAAGUCUUCUGUUCAUAAUUGACGCAUGUAGUGCUCUAGAAAUGCCCUAGUCUAAAACACUCAUUCAUUUCUGUCUCCAGGUUUGCCUUGUUCCAGACUGUGGCAAGUGUUCAGCCUGCAAGGACAUGAUCAAGUUCGGGGGUAGCGGUCGCAGCAAGCAGGCUUGCCAGAAGAGGAGGUAAGUUGGCUGAUCUUUAGUGCCUCUCUUCCACCUGCCAUGGCUGUUUCUGAACAAACUCAUUACAUGUGGUCCUCUGUAGCUCAGCUGGUAGAGCACGGCGCUUGUAACGCCAAGGUAGUGGGUUCGAUCCCCGGGACCACCCAUACACAAAAAAUGUAUGCACACAUGACUGUAAGUCGCUUUGGAUAAAAGCGUCUGCUAAAUGGCAUAUUAUUAUUUGUUCCAGAACACUGUUCCUUCCUAUGAUCUCAUUCUGAAAAACACUAAACAGUUCUGAAACUCUGUAACUAACUCCAGACUCUCUUAAAAAACAACUGACAGUGUCAACUGGGCCUUGAGGUGGGAUAGGGGGCUAUGCUAGCCAGCUAAUGAACAUCUUCAGAGUCCUUUAUUUUAAGGCUUUAUUUUAAAUUGAGCUCUUAUGUUGUAGGUGUGGUGACUUGGGAAGCCGUUGGUUAAUGUGGUCUGCUCCCUUAUCAAUGACAAUCCCCCCCCCCUGCGCAGAUGCCCCAACCUGGCAGUAAAGGAGGCUGAGGAUGAUGAGAACAUAGAGGAGGAAGAGUUGUUGCCUGUACAAAAGGCCCCUGCAAAGAAGGUGUCCAAGGCCAAGACUAAGAAGCAGAGCAAUGGCAAGCUGACCUGGGUUGGAGACUCUAUCAAAGUAUGUACUCCUUAGUAUUGUAGGAAGUUAUUAACCUCAAACUGAUCAAAAUAUCCCUUAGUAUACCAGACUGUUAAUGUAUGUAAUUUCACUGACUUGCUGCAAAGCAAACAGCUCUUGGGAUAAAGGUUCUCACCUCUCCCUCCUGUGUUCAGACUGAGGGGAAGAAGCAGUACUACAUGAAGGUGUGUGUGGACAAUGAGGUGCUGGAGGUGGGAGACUGUGUUUCUGUCAGCUCUGAUGACCCAUCAAUCCCACUCUACCUGGCCAGGUAGGUUCUAUAACAGUUUAAGAAUCUUGAUUUAGCCUUUUAUUUGUAUUAUUAUUUACCCCUUUUUCUCCCCAAUUUUGUGGUAUCCAAUUGUCCCAUCGCUGCAACUCCCGUACGGACUUGGGAGAGGCGACGGUCGAGAGCCGUGCGUCCUCCGAAACACAACCCAGCCGAGCCGCACUGCUUCUUGACGCAAUGCCCACUUAACACCGUACACCUGGCGACCGUGUCAGCGUGCACUGCCCGCCACAGGAGUCGCUAGUGCGCGAUGGGACAAGAAUACCCCUGCCGGCCAAACCCUCCCCUAACCUGGACGACGCUGGGCCAAUUGUGCGCCGCCCCAUGGGUCUCCCGGUCGCGGCCGGCUGCGACAGAGCCUGGACUCGAACCAGGAUCUCUAGUGGCACAGCUAGCAAUGCAGUGCCUUAGACCACUGCGCCACUCGGGAGGCCCGACUUAGCCUUUUCUAUUGGUUUCUGUAUGGGUCAGGUGUUGACAGUCUUGUCUUGGGUCUCCAGGAUCACAUCCCUGUGGGAGGAUAACCAGGGGAAGUGGUUCCACGCCCACUGGUUCUGCCGUGGUACAGACACUGUGCUGGGGGAGUCCUCUGAUCCUCUGGAGCUGUUCCUUGUCGAUGACUGUGAAGACAUGCAGCUGAGCUACGUGGAGGGCAAGGUCAACGUCAUGUACAAGGCCCCCUCAGACAACUGGUUCUUGGAGGUAAGAAUGAAUUGGCUUUAUCACUCUUUAAGCUGAGUCUCUAGCCUGGUCCCAGAUCUGUUUGUGCUGUCUUUCCAACUCCUACAGUGAUUGUCCUGCAAAUGUCUAUACAGCUACUACUCAAUGCACCUCGUCACUGAUAUAUUUCGUACCACUGUGUUUUCAGGGUGGUAUGGUAGAGGACAUCAAGGUGAUUGACGAUGACAAUGGGAAGAAUUUCUUCUAUCAGCUGUGGUAUGAAGGAGACUGUGCCCGCUUUGAGACCCCGCCUACCUUCACACCCCAAGAGGACUGCAAGUACAAGUGAGUCAUAAUUGACAUUUGACAGCCCUAUCAGUACUUGAAGUACUUACAUUUGGAGCUCUGAAAAUCAAGUACUGGAAUGCCUUAAAGCUAACAUUUUCUCAGUUUGGUUCUUAAAGUCCUUUUGAAAUUGUUGUAGGAAAAAACAAUAUAAGCUCUCCUGCUCCAAUGAUUUAAUUUGUGAUCAGUUUGUGAGAUGUAGACUUUAGUUUAUUUUCUACAGUUUAAAUUGACUGGUGUUGCGGUAAAACCAUGUACGGAUAUUAUGAGGACAUCAAAUGUUGUCUUGAAUUUGGCUUGCCAUAUAAAGCAUUCCAUUACAAAGGGACAUUUUGGGGAUUUUCUCAUUUGAAAAACAUGAUACAAUACCCUUAAUCUCAAAUUGCAAAUUAUUUGAAUUCCAAUGCAUAGUGCCAUUGGAAAGGCUUGUAAAGUGGUAAUGCAGCCCCCCCCCCCCCCCCAAAUACCACAACAAUUAAAUACAAAUGUGUUCCCUGUAUUUCAGCUUCUGUGCCAGCUGUAGUAGGGCUGAGGAGAAGGAAGAGCAGGAGACUCCUCGAGUGUUUGAACCCAUAAAGGACGAGGACCACGACUCCAAGGCCUUCUAUGCUCUGGCCUGCCUGAAGGGAGAGCAGUUCAGGGUGGGAGAAAGCUGCUACCUGCCCCCUGAUGCGUUCAACUUCAGGUGAAUCUGUUUGGUCACCAAGGCAACUACUGUAGUUAGUUAGCAAGUUUACUAGCUAUCUACUUCAGUGGAUGUUGAACACAUUUCUAGUGGCAAAUGUGUUCAAUGAUAGCCUUGGUAUAAAAGGGAUAAUCAACUCAGGACUCUGCAUUCUCUGGAAAAUAAUGCAACUCCGUGGAAGCUUAGCUCGGCUAUGCUAACACAUUGUGGAACACCUUCCACGUUCAUUAUUUUCCAUAGAAUGCAAAGCCCCUCGUUGAUUCUCUUAUAUCAGUGGUAUUCAAAGUCGUGGGUCGUGGGUGAAUUGCAGUGGGGUUGCCGCAUAAAAAUAAAAUAUAAUUGGAACAAAUUAAGAGUACAGGUUAUUGUAUGGGACAAUUGGGAAAGAUGAUCUGAUAAGGGAUGAUAAUCUAAUGAAUUGAAGGUCAUUUGUUUAUGUAAAUGUAUCGAUUUUUAAGGUAAUUUGGAGGGGUUCCCGCUGAAAGUUUCAAUACCACUGCAUUACAUAGGCAGGGUCUCCAUUGGGGACAACUAGGCAAAUCGUAGUGUUGGCAAAUUCGACAUCCGCUUUGAACAAUUUUUUUAAAUAUCUCCCACUACCAUAACAUUUAUUUUCUUGUGUGCUCAGUGUGAAGGCAGCCAGUCCAGUGAAGCGUUCGCACAGGAAGGAGGACGUGGAUGAGGAGUUGUACCCAGAGUACUACAGGAAGCAUUCAGACUACAUCAAGGGCUCCAACCUGGACGCCCCUGAGCCCUUCAGAGUGGGACGCAUCAAGGAGAUCUUCUGCCACAGACGCAGCAACGGGAAAGCUGACUUGUCUGAAGUCAAACUGCGCUUGUACAAGUUCUACAGGUGAGCACCCAAGUCAAAUGUCAUAACUGCAAAGGAGGACCCCUUGGAUCCAUGGCAAUUUUAGUAACUUUCUACAAUGAGAAUUUCAGCCGACAAUGCAUCUUCACUGUAGGGGAAGUGAUCUGGUGCCAAUAUGUGCAUGUCUGUACUUUUGUCUUCUGUAGUUUUACUGUACGCUUAAUGUUCACCCUCUGUCAGGCCUGAGAACACUCACAAGGGGGCGAAGGCCGGUUACCACACAGACAUUAACCAGCUGUACUGGAGUGACGAGGAAGUGACGGUCAACAUGUCGGAGGUGUUGGGCCGCUGUCGUGUGGAGUACGGAGAAGACCUGAAUGAGACCGUUCAGGACUUCUCCUCAGGCGGACCUGACCGAUUCUACUUCCUCGAGGUGAGGCUGGACUAGAUGAGAAGCAACUUUAACUUCCCAUAUAAAUCUUGCACGCUAAGUAUCUGAGAUGAUGCUCGUUCGAGGAAGUUUGCUCAAGAUGGUAAUAUCGGUUUCUUUCUCACCCAAAGGCUUAUAAUGCUAAGUCCAAGAGCUUUGAGGACCCACCCAACCACGCACGCUCUGCUGUGAACAAGGGCAAGGGGAAAGGAAAGGGCAAAGGUAACUACUCUCUCCUCUGUGGUCCUUAUUGCCAGUCACACAGUUCUCUCAUUUUAAAAGAGGCUUCUCCGACUAGUUGUAACUGUGGAUCCAAACCCCCUGCCCUCCAGGUAAAGGCAAAGGGAAGUCCUCUGCUGCUCAGGCUCCAGACCAGGAGCCUCAGGACCCCAAGGUGCCCAAGCUGCGUACCCUGGAUGUGUUCUCUGGCUGCGGCGGGCUCUCUGAAGGCUUCCACCAAGCUGGUUAGUAGUUCUUUCUUCACUUCAACAGCUCAGGAAAUGUCUAGUUAGUUGUGGGUGACCACAAGGGAACGUUUCUAAUAUACAGGUAGAUUUUCUUACAAGAAUAAAGUUAAGAGUUCGUCAGGUAACAAACAUAGUGAUUGCAAUUUGUGUUGAUGCUCCUACCUGUCAGGUAUCGCUGAGACUCUGUGGGCCAUCGAGAUGUGGGACCCAGCAGCCCAGGCCUUCAGGCUGAACAACCCAGGCACCACAGUGUUUACAGAAGACUGCAACGUGCUGCUCAAGCUGGUGAUGUCUGGAGAGAAGACCAACUCCCUGGGCCAGCGGCUGCCCCAGAAAGGAGACGUGGAGAUGCUGUGUGGAGGCCCUCCUUGUCAAGGCUUCAGCGGCAUGAACCGCUUCAACUCCAGAACCUACUCCAAAUUCAAAAACUCUCUGGUGGUCUCUUAUCUCAGGUCAGUAAAACAGAUUUGCACAUUUCCAUACAAACAUAUGUAUGCAAUGACUGGCAUUCUUCUGUGUGAGUAUUAUUGAUGUGUCCAAGUACAGAAGCUCCAGUCUAAGUGAUUGGUGUGUAAUGAUUUACUUAGCCCCUACUAACGUAUAUUGUCCUCCCUCUUUUAGUUACUGCGACUACUACAGACCCAAGUUCUUCCUGCUUGAGAACGUGAGGAACUUUGUCUCCUUCAAAAGCUCCAUGGUCCUGAAACUGACUCUUCGCUGUCUUGUCCGCAUGGGCUAUCAGUGCACCUUCGGAGUCCUUCAGGUGAGUUAUUAGUAAACUUAAGCUGGCAUGUUUCUUUCAGAUUGACGAAUCCAAUAGUCUGCAGUAUUACGCAAUGUUUUUAGAUAUGGUACUAUAGGCUGUAUGUUAUUGUGGAAGUCAUUGAUGGCAUAUGCCUGACCUCUGCUGUCCCCUCUCCUCCCAGGCUGGGCAGUACGGCGUGGCUCAAACGCGGCGCAGGGCCAUCAUCCUGGCGGCCGCCCCUGGGGAGAAGCUGCCUCGCUACCCAGAGCCCCUGCAUGUGUUCGCUCCCCGCGCAUGCUCUCUCAACGUGGUGGUGGACGACAAGAAAUAUUUCAGCAACGUCACACGGUAACCAGCCACCAGUCUAUGUAAAAGCAUGUGUGGUUGUAUAGCUUGUGAAGGGUAAGGGUUGAAGUAGUUGUGUGGUUUGUCGAGGUUCUGACUGUUCCUUCCCGUUUCAGAGGUAAUGGCGGUGUGUACAGGACCAUCACAGUCAGGGACGCCAUGUCUGACCUGCCAGAGAUCCGCAACGGAGCGUCUGCUCUGGAGAUCUCCUACAACGGAGAGCCCCAGUCCUGGUUCCAGAGGCAGAUUAGAGGCACACAGUACCAGCCCAUUCUCAAAGACCACAUCUGCAAGGUACAGCUGCUGCCUCUUACAGUUAGUCAUCUGGUGGCUUAGCAGUAACUUGUUAGAACAUCCAUAGGUGUGGCUCUGUCUUUGGAGUCUCUUGGAUACUUUAUUCAGCUAUUAGACCUCUGUGCUCAGCAUCGCAGCUUAGUGAAGAGAUGGUUGGUUUUUACAGAAGCAGAGAGCACCACACUUGGGCAACAGAUUUGUUUUGCCUCGAAUGCUUGUGACAUUGGUUAAAUUAAUGGCACAUGGUGACUGUCUAAAUGGGCAUAUCAAAAUGGGAAUAUCUCUGAAUUUAAAACUAGGAGUAAAAAUGGUUGCUUCUCAAUGGAAUUAUGCAAUGAGAACUGUCAUGAGGGUGGUGUGGACAAUAGUUUGUUUCAGGGAAAGCUAAAUCCCUCUUUGGUUCCCAGGACUUGAGUGCCCUUGUAGCGGCCCGUAUGAGGCACAUCCCCCUGGCGCCUGGCUCUGACUGGAGGGACCUGCCCAACAUCGAGGUCCGGCUGAGAGACGGGACCACAUCCAAGAAGCUCCGCUACACCCACCCAGACAAGAAGAAUGGCCGCAGCAGCUCUGGAGCACUGAGGGGCGUUUGUACUUGCUCAGGAGGUACUCACCUUUAUGGAUAUUUAGGCCAUACAAAUGUAAAUGGAUUUCAUUUUUUGAAGUGCGCUAAUCCUUUAUUUUUGUAGACCCUCUUGUUUAAAUACGAUAGCAAUCUUCAACACCUAGCAACCUAAUCAGUUUAGCCUCUUGGCUUAAACAGUGGGUGCUUGGAGUGUUCAUAACUCUGACAGAUGGCAAAAUAAAUAGUCUUAAAGUGCUAUAAAAAUGAACAGAUUUUUCCAGGUCAGAUGGCCAAUGUAAUUUGGAUGGCAAAUCCAAGGUGGUCUGUAGACCUGUUCUGAAUUACAUCCUGUCCUCUAGGGGUGCCCUGUGACCCUGCCGACAGGCAGUUCAACACUCUGAUCCCCUGGUGUUUGCCCCACACGGGGAACCGCCACAACCACUGGGCCGGCCUCUACGGCAGACUGGAGUGGGAUGGCUUCUUCAGCACCACAGUUACCAACCCUGAGCCCAUGGGCAAGCAGGUAAGACCUAAUACUGUACCAGCUCUAUCAGAAUUGUUGUUGAAUGGCUAGGACCAUUUCACCUCAGGACACAGCCAUGUAAUAACAUAGUUGUUGUAGUUUGCUGUACAGAUGACUAGUCUACAGAAAUGUAUUGUGGCCCCUCCUGUGAUGUUGGAUGCUUUGGGUACUAAAUGUCCUCUUGUCAUGUUUCAGGGUCGUGUCCUGCAUCCAGAGCAGCACAGAGUGGUCAGUGUGAGGGAGUGUGCGCGCUCUCAGGGCUUCCCUGAUACCUACCGCUUCUUUGGGAACGUUUUGGACAAACACAGACAGGUACUGGACUUGGUUUCUGUUCUCUAUCAGGAAUUCAACCUCAAUCCCCUCCCAGAAAAUGCCUUGGGGUGACAUACUUUUUUUCUUAUUCCCCUCUCAGGUUGGCAACGCUGUUCCUCCACCACUCUCCAGAGCCAUUGGACUAGAGAUCAGGAAGUGUGUCCUAGAGCGGAUCAAGGAGGAGAAUGACAAUCCAAAAGAGAAUGAGAAAGGUUAGGCCUGUUGAAGGGGCAUUCUGCAGUAUUUAAUGCUGCUCAUUGGGCAUUUCAAUGAAUUACUGAUUGUGGCUUUAAUGUGGAUAGGAAGCGUGUCAUCAGCAUCCAUACUGUGAAUGUAAUUUUCUUCCCUCAGAAAACGGGAAGCAGGAAGAGAAUCUCAAGCAGGAGAAGAUGGAGUUGUCAGACUAGUGCCCUGCCUUAUUCCAAUCCCCUUUCCACUGAGAAUCAUCAAAUUCCCUGGAGCUCCUGAAGCCCAUCAAGCCUCAGGAGCUCCUGUUUUUUAAUAAUGUUCACUGACCACGUGGCCUCUCUGGACAGUCUGUGCAGUACCAUUCCAUGUUUAUGAUUUUCUAAAUGUGAUUUUAACUAUUUGCAAAUAUCCGCUUGGAAAGUGGAAAACUGUAGUUUUUAUAUGUCGUAAUAUUUCAAAUAAAGCUCUUAAAUGGC